This is a messenger RNA of Chrysochloris asiatica (Cape golden mole), 1647 nucleotides long. RefSeq names its product zinc finger protein with KRAB and SCAN domains 4-like. Bases 1 to 1647 code for a protein of 548 amino acids. Gene Ontology annotation, biological process: regulation of transcription by RNA polymerase II. Gene Ontology annotation, molecular function: DNA-binding transcription factor activity, RNA polymerase II-specific; RNA polymerase II cis-regulatory region sequence-specific DNA binding. The record is from RefSeq and is a predicted model, not a curated record. The transcript has 5 exons. NCBI's taxonomy places the organism in Eukaryota, Metazoa, Chordata, Mammalia, Afrosoricida, Chrysochloridae.
AUGGCAAGAGAAUUGAGGGAAUAUACAGCCCUGGAUGCCCAGUCUGCAGAGGACCAGAUGGGACUUCUGGUCAUAAAGGUGGAGAAGGAGGAGGCCUCUGCCUUUGCAGAGGAGGCCCGAUUAUCUGGCAGCCCCGCACUGGACCCCCAGCACUCCCAGCCCGAGCACUCCCGCCAGUGCUUCCGGGGUUUCCGCUACCCUGAGGCUGCAGGGCCCCGGGAGGCGCUGAGUCGGCUCCGGGAGCUCUGCCGACAAUGGCUGCAACCUGAGAUGCACAGCAAGGAGCAGAUCCUGGAGCUGCUGGUGCUGGAGCAGUUCCUGACCAUCCUGCCUGGGGAGCUGCAGAGCUGGGUGCGGGAGCAGCAUCCCGAGAGCGGGGAGGAGGUGGUGGUUCUGUUGGAGUAUUUGGAGAGGCGGCUGGAUGACCCGAGGCUGCAGGUCCCAGAUGGUGACUGGGGGCAAGAACUGCUCUGUUGUAAGAUGGCACUGUUGACAGGAGCCAGGGGCUCACAAAGCAGCCAGUUCCAUCCAAUGAAGGCUCUGCUCAAGCAUGAAUCUUUGGGGUCCCAACUCUCAGAAGACAGAGUUCUCCAGGUGCCUGGUAUUGCCCAGGAAGCAGGUUGCAGAGGAGAUGCCAGGCUCAUCCCAGAGUCCCAGGGGCUGCUGAAAGAGGAAGAUAUGGCUUUGACCCUCUCCCCUGAGUUGGUACAGCUGGACUCAUCUCAAGCGAACCUCUGCAGAGAAGAGAGACAAGAGAACUGUGGCAACCUCAUCUCCUUGGGUGGUGAAAUACAGACUAAGUCCAGCAACUUGCAUCCUAAUGAGGAGCAUCUAGUACAAGAUCCUGGGGAGAGCCCAUGCCACAUGGGUGAAGACAUUGCCCAGAUUCCACCUUGUGCAGAAGCUGGUGAACAGGAGAGCAAGGUACACAGAAACCAGAAAAAUAUCAUAGGGAAGAGGCGGUACUAUUGUCAGGAAUGUGGGAAAAGUUUUACUCAGAGUUCAGGCCUGAGUAAGCACAAGAGAAUUCACACUGGGGAGAAGCCCUUUGAAUGUGAGCAGUGUGGCAAGGCCUUCAAUGGGAGCUCUGCCCUCGUCAUUCAUCAGCGAGUCCACACUGGUGAGAAGCCCUAUGAGUGUGAAGAAUGUGGCAAGGCUUUCCGUCAUAGCUCAGAUCUUAUCAGACACCAGAGAAUCCACACGGGGGAGAAGCCCUAUGAGUGUGACGACUGUGGGAAAACCUUCAGUCAGAGCUGCAGCCUCCUUGAACAUCACAGAAUCCACACUGGGGAGAAACCCUACCAGUGCAGCAUGUGUGGAAAAGCCUUCAGGCGAAGUUCGCAUCUCAUGAGACAUCAGAGGAUCCAUGGUGAGGACAAAAAUAUUCAGGAUUCUGAACGUGGGGAGAACUGGGAAGGCCAGGGUAGAAUGGAAAACCAAUGGGAAAAUGCUGAGGUUCCUGUAUCUUAUAAAUGUAACGAGUGUGACAAAAGUUUCACUCGAAGUAGAAGCCUUAUUGAACAUCAAAAAAUCCACACUGGUGAGAAGCCCUAUCAGUGUGAUGCAUGUGGAAGAGGCUUCACCCAAACUUCAUACCUCGUUCUACAUCAGAGAAGCCAUGUUAGGAAAAGAAUUCUGUCCCAGUGA